AUGACAAGUGAGGCCUUCCCUGGAAUCGAAAGAAACUGCUCCGUCGAUAUCGGACCAACCACCAUCUCCACCGAUCCCUCAUCAGUAUCGGCAACACAUGACUUACCUACAACUACCACAGAUUCUUCCUCGUCAACUCUCCGCAUUACUGACUCAAGUCCAACUAAUUCAAACCAAUCCAAAUUGAUUACAAUAAUCAUUGCAGUGUCUUCAGCUGCGGGUGGUGUGAUCAUCAUUCUCCUUGUCAUCAUAAUAUGCCUUGUGUCGUCAAGGAGGAAGGCAAGAAGGUGGGAAGAGAGAGGGACACACCGUCGGCUAUCCACUCCCGCCAUACAAGGUAGUGUCAGAGACGUAGGACCAACCGAUCAGGCACUUCCGGCGCCCGAGGGCACCUACGCUGUGACAACGGUCAGCUCAGAGCAGCCUACCUCUCAGAACAUCUCCCUGCAAACUCUACCCAGUACCAAUUCUUCACACCACUCCUACGAAACCAGAAUUGGAUGUACUGUAGCAGAGCUGCACCCACGGGAGCCAGACCAGAGACUGCAAAACAAUACCCCGGUGACCGGCCCCACGGUCGAUCGACUGCGGCCCCAGUAUACGGAGGAUGGAUAUACACAGUACAUCGUGGAGGGUAACAACGGGAACCAGACUACAUCCAAUACAGACUACAUGCCACUCUCAGCUUAUGAAGAAGUCGGCAAUGCAGCACCGUGUGACUAUGAACAUCCCAACGGACAGUGAGUUCUACAUUUACCGGACCCUCGUGACCCGAGAAAUUCUGACACAAAAGAAAGCUCCCCACUGAAAAGACGAUGUCAGUGCCUGAUCAGUCCUAACUUCACAUUUAAUUAAAAACUGCCUGUGAACAGUGGAAUGUCGUGACAUCGGCUUGCGUUCUUUUCGUAUUCUUUUACUGUUUGGUUUUUAUUCACUUCUUGGAGCGACAUAAGGGCUGAUCCAGAACACUAUUUUGGGGAUGGGGGCAAAAGAACAAUUUAGUCCCCCAAAAAUUGGGGCAAAAAAAUGACGGCGUGGGGUAAGGGGAGCGCUUAAGGGCCCCGAAAAAAACGUUGGAUUCUAGAUUCUCUGUAGUGCGAUCCGAGGCAACUUCUGACCA
Molecule: messenger RNA, 1120 nt
Organism: Patiria miniata (bat star)
Lineage: Eukaryota; Metazoa; Echinodermata; Asteroidea; Valvatida; Asterinidae
Exons: 2
Coding region: 1-744 (247 amino acids)
Source: RefSeq, a predicted model, not a curated record